AUGAAGGGCAUAUCCAAGGCUCUGGGGCGGACGCCGCACAUGUUCACCAGUAAGGUGGGCCUUGCGAAGAAGUCGACCGAUCCCGAAUUCGACUCCAACCAACGGAGCUUCGCCGAGAUGGAGAAGGCUGCGGAGAAGCUGUUGAAGGAUGCGAAGACGUUUAGCGAAGCUGUCACUUCUUUGUUUACUGGCGCUGGCGGCUUCGCGGAGCAUUUCUCCGCCCUGUUUCGCCCCAUACAGGGCGAGUAUGACCUCUUGGGGAAAUUCCCUGAUGCGGCACACACGAUCAAGAACGUGGACCAAUACCAGGGCAUGUUUGAGGAGCUCAAGCAGACGAUUGUGCCCGAGCUCGAGCUCAUCGAGAGCAGGAUUAUUGGGCCAGUGAAGGAGUUGCAAGUCGUUCUGAAGACUAUCCGGAAGAUGAUCACCAAACGCGAGCAUAAGCUACUUGACUAUGAUCGCCACAACAACUCUCUUACCAAGCUGCGCGACAAGAAGGAGAAGAGUCUGAAGGACGAACAGAACCUUUUCAAACUUGAACAAGACUUCGAGAUCGCGAGCAACGAAUACGAAUAUGUAAACUCGGCGUUGAAGCAGGACCUGCCCAGGUUCUUCGUACUUGCAACACGCUUCAUCGACCCUCUCUUCCACUCGUUCUUCUACAUGCAGUUGAACAUCUUCUAUAUGUUGUUAGAAAAGCUCAACACCUUCGUCGACGGCAAGUACGACGUCACGGUUGCCCCACAGCAGAUCGUCGAGGAGUAUGAGGCGAAGCGCGGCGAUUCCGCUGAGCAGAUCGAGGCCCUCGGUAUCACACAGAAGUUCAUCUCGACGUCCAAGCUUGUUGCCCAAAGCCGCGGCUUGUCGCCGGGCGCUUCUCUUGGACGAUCGGCCUCGUCGCUCUCGACUGGAUCAGCCAUGUCUCGCACUCCAUCCGCCAGUUUCCAGAAGAAGAAUCCGCCACCACCGCCACCAUCUUUCGGCACCAAAUCUUCCUACUCUGCACCGCCUCCGCCAUCUUCCUCGACUGCUCCUCCGCCAUACCAGCCUCCCGCAGCAGGCAACUCCGCAGCAGCCGCAGCGGCCGCCGGCAAACGCGCACCGCCCCCUCCGCCUCCACUCAAGCCAAAGCCGAACGCAGCGCCUCCCCCGCAAAUUGUUGUCGCGCUUUACGACUUCGCUGCGCAGGCGGACGGGGAUCUCAGCUUCAACGUUGGAGAUCGCAUCGAGAUCGUCGAGCGUACGCAGAGCCAGGAGGAUUGGUGGACCGGGCGACUCAACGGUCAGCAGGGCGUGUUCCCGGGCAACUACGUUCAGGACACGUAA
Molecule: messenger RNA, 1326 nt
Organism: Peniophora sp. CBMAI 1063
Lineage: Eukaryota; Fungi; Basidiomycota; Agaricomycetes; Russulales; Peniophoraceae
Source: the annotation of a GenBank genome assembly